Vittaforma corneae ATCC 50505 is the source of this 810-nucleotide messenger RNA. RefSeq lists its product as uncharacterized. The coding region runs from base 1 to 810 and encodes 269 amino acids. The transcript has a single exon. The record is from RefSeq and is a predicted model, not a curated record. NCBI's taxonomy places the organism in Eukaryota, Fungi, Microsporidia, Nosematidae.
AUGAUCCCAGACUCAAAGAAUAGUAUAACGACCACUUCAAGUCCAAAUAUCACUUAUGAUCAACCAAUCAGAGACGAGUUAGGCGUAGAUUUUUGGACUAAUCACUCUAAUUAUAAAAGGGAUGUAAAGCCCGAGGCAUUGCCUCUUAAGGAAUCCAUCAUGACAUAUCUGGAAGAAUUUUCUGAUAAAAAUCCUGAUGAGAUCUUUGGAAAACUCGUCGACGAUAGCAUUGGCACAUUAAUCAAAGUGUGUAAGUACAUCCAUUUUGCCCUAACAGCAGUUGCCAUUCUCCAACUAGUUUUCACGCUUAUUGUGCUUAAAAGACAGCGAGCUACCUGCAUUGCACCAAUUGGCAGUCGGUUUACCAGAGGUGCAACUUGGCUUGUCGCUUGUCUUAACGUAUUAAUGAUUGCAUCAAAUUGUGUUAUCAUUAUUUGCUUUUGGCAAAAAAAUUAUUCAUUGAGUGAAUAUGCUCCCUUAAUGUAUUCUGGAGCAAGCUAUGGUACAUUAUGGUUCUUAAUCACGCUAUUCACAGUGCUGGGGUAUGGAAGAGGUAUUUGUGCCUUUAUAAACAAACGUUUUCUUCUAUAUAUAAUGUACUACAUGAUGUAUGGUACUGUUUAUGGCUUCUUUGCUUGGUUUAUCAACAGCUGGCUUUGCGGGUUUAUUCAUUGGAUUGUUGGCCCAAAUAUGGUUCUUUUUUUAUUUGUUGAAGUUGUAAUUCGAACACUCUUUGUUAAAAGUGGGUACACGUGCAUGCGCAAGACCGUUAAAAAAUCCGAAGCUGUUCCUAAGCAUGGUAUUGUAUGA